Molecule: messenger RNA, 1339 nt
Organism: Theobroma cacao (cacao)
Lineage: Eukaryota; Viridiplantae; Streptophyta; Magnoliopsida; Malvales; Malvaceae
Product: RING/U-box superfamily protein
Biological process (GO): ubiquitin-dependent protein catabolic process
Cellular component (GO): endoplasmic reticulum
Molecular function (GO): ubiquitin protein ligase activity; metal ion binding
Source: RefSeq, a predicted model, not a curated record
GAUUAAAUAAAACUUAAAUCCGAGAGUCAAUGCGACGGUGUAGUUUAAUCAACGCGGACCUUUCAAGCAAUCGCAUUCAAACGCCGUUAACCGCCGGUACAAAGAACACGCGCGAUCUCAUCGACCGGUCAACGAGUCAAGGGAAACCAACCACUAGAUUGGCGCCACGUUGAGGGUACCCCAUUUCCUAUCCCUUAACGGAAGAAGAUUCCCUCAACAGCAACAGGAAUAGUGUGGAAAUGUUCUCUAGGCUGGAACCGCGUCAAGAAUAAUUUUAUUUCCAAACAAAGGAGUUUCUUUUUGCCUCUUUAUCUUUUACGUUUUUGGAUCGGUCGAUUGGCCAAUCGAUCGGUCCUUCUAUCUCCUCUGUCUCUUUGAAGGAAUCUGAGUUUUGGAAGUCUAAGAAAUGGCAGGUGGGUUUGGGGAAUCAGCGAGCCGGUCGCCCCAAAGUCCAUCUUGCUCUAGCAACAAUGCUAACGGUGAUGCUGGUAAUUUUGAGUGCAAUAUCUGCUUUGACUUAGCUCAAGACCCCAUUGUGACUUUAUGCGGUCAUCUUUUCUGCUGGCCUUGCCUUUACAAAUGGCUUAACAUUCAUUCCCGUUCUCAUGAAUGUCCUGUGUGUAAGGCGCUUAUUGAGGAAGAAAAGCUGGUCCCCUUGUAUGGAAGGGGAAAAUCAUCGAGUGAUCCUAGGUCUAAAUCCAUCCCGGGUGUCAACAUUCCGAAUCGUCCAGCUGGGCAAAGACCUGAAACGGCUCCUCCGCCUGAACCAAAUCAGUUUCCCCAAAAUGGAUUGGGAUUCAUGGGAGGGUUGGGAGGUUUUGCACCAAUGGCAACUGCUAGAUUUGGGAAUUUCACACUGUCUGCAGCCUUUGGUGGUCUUAUCCCAUCAUUGUUUAACCUUCAGGUGCAUGGGUUUCCUGAUGCGGCAAUGUUUGGUGCAGCUGCUGGGUAUCCAUACGGGUUUUCAAAUUCAUAUCAUGGUGGCCAUGCUCAUGGAUAUCAUCAUCACCAUCAUCAUCAUCAUCAUCGUACUGCUCAAGGCCAGCAGGAUCAUUACCUGAAAAUGCUGUUUCUGUUUAUCAUUGUUUGUGUUAUCUUUGCAAUGAUUUAUCAAUAGAUCAAAUCUGCUAUCAGAGCCUAAAUCUCUAACUUAUGUUAGGAGUGUCAACCCCAUGUCUUGUAUAAAUCUAACAAUGCAUUUUCUUUCCUUUUAUUUUCUUUUCUUUUUUGUGAGUGAGGAAUUGUUUAUAUAGUGCUUUCAAUAUUUAUUUUUGCUCAUUUAAUGGUUGCGGGUACAUGUGGAAUGCAGCUUAUAUGUUUCAGUAUUUAAGCAGUGCAA